Acaromyces ingoldii is the source of this 2044-nucleotide messenger RNA. RefSeq lists its product as hypothetical. Gene Ontology annotation, molecular function: RNA 7-methylguanosine cap binding; mRNA binding. Bases 130 to 1896 code for a protein of 588 amino acids. Gene Ontology annotation, cellular component: nucleus; cytosol. The transcript has a single exon. The record is from RefSeq and is a predicted model, not a curated record. NCBI's taxonomy places the organism in Eukaryota, Fungi, Basidiomycota, Exobasidiomycetes, Exobasidiales, Cryptobasidiaceae.
UUGGCAUAGAAACCACGUGCUCCGGUCGGUCGGACUGAGAAGCUUUUUUAGAUCUCAUCACCCCCGAUCUCUCUCAUCAAGUGUCUGUCUCUUCAGGCCCCAACAGAGGACCACGGACAUUGCGGAAAGAUGGCAGAGAACGGCAUGCUGGACUACGGCGAGGCAGAGGAUGAGGGCCGGAUCCAGCCGACGGAUGCUGCCCUGGGCCAGGAGGGCGCGACGUGGGAUCUGAAUCCGCACCUGGCACCUCAGGAAGUCUUUGCAUCCGACGACGAGGAUGAGGAGAUGGAAGACGACUCCGAGCUCACGGAAGAGGAGCGCCUCAGGCGUCGGCAGGAGAGAGAGGCCAGACGUAAAGAAAAAGAGGCAAGAGCGAGAGGCGCAAGAUUCUAUGCAUUGCCCGUCGAGGAGAGCGUCCGGGCUGGCGCGAAUCGGGGCGUCUCGCCGCUCAACGAUGACGAGCUCGAAGGCGGACAGGAGCGCGAGGGUGAUUUAGCACCACCCGAGGUGCCUCGGCCUAUCGGCGGGAUCCUCGAUCUCAGGUAUUCGGUCCUUCACAUGGCAGGCCCGCCCAUCACCCAGUGCUCGACGUCGCGCCUCUUCAGCUAUGUCACGCACUUUGGCGCGCAGCCCUUGGGUCUCGAGUGGGUCAACGAUCAGGCCUGCAACGUCGUCUUUGCCAAUGCCGACGCUGCCAGGCUCGCCAUCGAGUAUCUCUGCCCUGCGACGGCCAUGAAUGCUGCGCCUCUCGUCCCGCUGCCGACGCCAGACGAUCUGCAGAGGGCGCAAGACGCCAAGCUGGAGCACGACCGGGGCAACCAAGUGCCCGACGAGCCGGAUCAGAUGCUGCUCGAGAGCCUCUUGAUCUCGCGAAAAGCCCACCGGUUCCCAGCCAAGCUCUAUACGGGCCCUGAGAGAGACACUGCGAUGGACCUGCGCAGCUAUCGACAUGUCCAGCAAAAGGCCGAGCAGGAAGACGCCAACGAGGAGGAAGAACCAUCAGCUUUGCCUGCAGACGUCCCCGAGAUCUACCGCGAGAUGGAGCGCGAGGACCGGAUGCGCCAGCGGAAACGGCAGCGAGGCUUGUCUGUCCCGACAGCCAAGCUCAAGGACUUUGAGAAGCUCGAGAGCUUGCGCGGCACGCUGUGGAUACGAUGGUGCAUCGAGUCGCUCGAUGUCAAGUCGUCCGGCGCGGCAAGGCAGAGCAAGUGGUACAGAGACCAUGGCCUGGACGCGGGUAGAGACGUCGUGGCGAAGCCGCUCGUCGUUGGUGCGGCCAGUGAGCGGCCGGAGCUGUUCCCUGGCGCGAGGGUCCGGCGCAGCGACGAGGAGGGCAAGCGUGCAGCAAUGGAUGCCGAGCUCGAUGACUUUGGGAGGCAACGGCAGCAGCGCCGUGACCGGCUCGACCCGCUGGACGAGGUCGAGGAGGAAGUUAGCGGGAGGAUGCAGUGGUCACGGGACCGCUCGAGGAGCCUGUCGCCCGAUGCAAGGAGGCGGGCCAGGCGAGAUGACCGGGGCGACGGCACCAGCGGCAGCGUGAGGGUGAGGGGAAGAGGCGCAAUGAGGGCACCCAGGACGAGUGGAUGGGGAAAUGAUGAGGACGACGACGCGUUCCAUUACGCCUUUGUCGAAAGGGGCGAGGAGCCGGUGGGCAGUCAGGGCGACUUGGGCGGGAGGAUGAUGUCGGACCGGUUGGACAACUCUUAUUACGGCGGUGGCGGUGGGGAUCGGAAUGGAGGCGGAGGAGGAGGAGGAGGAGGGAGGCGAAGGCGUCGAGGCCGGGGAGGUGGUGGAGAGCGGCGCUACCAGGACGAUUAUUACGGAGACAGGGAAGAACGAUCGUUGAAGGAUCGCAUUCAGCCAGACGAUCGUUCCUUGGCCUCGAGACUAAGCUGAAUGGCAUACUAGGCGUGCCUUCUUUUUUCUUUUGCGUUUGCUUUCAUCUCAUAAGGACUCGUCAGUGUUACCCUCUUUGGUCGCCGUUGCCACAAGUCGACGUCGUACUACCACAAAUCACCAGUCAAUGAACAUUCUCCCUUGCAGA